Mesorhabditis spiculigera is the source of this 320-nucleotide messenger RNA. NCBI's taxonomy places the organism in Eukaryota, Metazoa, Nematoda, Chromadorea, Rhabditida, Rhabditidae. The record is from the annotation of a GenBank genome assembly.
ACCGCAACGAGUACCAGCAUGUCGGUUGGGACGGCGCGGAAGUACCUUCACCGAGCGCGCCACGAGAUUUGGAAUUCGAAGGCUACACAUAUGCGGACGAUGCAUCUGGAACUAUCUUGGGCAGCUGCACUAUGGAUCUCACGGGCUAUCAAAAGAAAUCCGCCUCUAUUGACAACUCAUCGAGCAUUGGCGCCGUCGAGGCCAUUUCGGUGCGGGUCAAUGGAAACCACGGACAAGCCUACACAUGCCUCUACUCGAUCAAAGUAUUCGGAAAAAAGACUCUCACCCAACUAUCGCCAACUGAAAUCGCGUCGGAAACU